Molecule: messenger RNA, 315 nt
Organism: Cryptomeria japonica (Japanese cedar)
Lineage: Eukaryota; Viridiplantae; Streptophyta; Pinopsida; Cupressales; Cupressaceae
Product: blue copper protein-like
Exons: 2
Coding region: 1-315 (104 amino acids)
Cellular component (GO): plasma membrane
Molecular function (GO): electron transfer activity
Source: RefSeq, a predicted model, not a curated record
AUGGGAACGGCUCGUGCAUUGUUUUCUGUGGGAUGUCUGUUAUCAUUUCUGACGGCAUGCCAGGCUACUAAGGUAUACACCGUGGGAGAUGAAGCAGGUUGGACGUUGGGCUAUGAUUAUCACGAGUGGGCAGAAGGCAAAAAAUUUCGCGUUGGAGAUACACUCGUGUUUAACUACCACAAUUCUGAGAUGAGCAGUCAUAAUGUGGUGAGAGUAAACGGAACAGCCUAUGCAAACUGCGUUAGCGACCCAAACUUGGGACUCUAUGAAAGCGGAAGCGAUAAAAUAGUUUUAAGCGGCCCGGGACAGUUGUAG